UUCGUACCUUGAAGAUGGCGGCUUCCACGAGCAACAUGGAUCGACGCGCUGACGAACGUGGUGGUGGAAAACGAGCAGGUUUUAGGAAAAAAUGGAACAAGGACAUGCCGAGGAAGUUCGACAACCGAGGAUCCAAGGAAUCCAUGAAGCUGUACAGAAAGAGGCAAACGCAGGGUCUCACGGAAAAGGAAGAAAUUGAGAGGUUGAAAGAAGCGUAUGAUACGUUUGACGUUAACACGGCAAACACAUUCAAAGAUUUCCCGCUCUCUACCAAGACACAACUGGGUUUGAAGAAUGCUGGCUUUGUCACUCCUACGGAAAUACAAAAGGAAUCCAUCGGGCUUGCCCUCAAGGGCUUGGAUAUUCUCGGAGCUGCAAAGACUGGCUCUGGAAAGACACUGGCAUUCGUCAUUCCAGUCUUGGAGAAGCUUUACCGUGAAAUGUGGUCUCGCUACUACGGUCUCGGCGCCCUGAUCAUUACUCCGGUGCGGGAGUUGGCGUACCAAAUCUUUGAGGUCCUCAAGAAGGUUGGCGUUCAUCACGACUUCUCGGCGGGCCUCGUCAUAGGCGGCAAGGACUUGAAGUUCGAGCGGAAGAGGAUGGACUCCUGCAACAUUGUGAUCUGCACUCCAGGUCGUCUGCUCCAACAUAUGGACGAGAAUCCUCUUUUCGACGCCACGCAGCUACAGAUUCUUGUGUUGGAUGAGGCUGACCGCAUUUUGGAUAUGGGCUUCCAGCAGAGCGUCAACGCCAUUCUGGAAAACCUUCCGGUCGAGAGACAGACUUUGCUUUUCUCCGCAACGCAGACCAAGUCUGUGAAGGACUUGGCGAGGUUGAGUCUCAAGAGCCCAGUUUACGUGUCUGUGCACGAGAAUGCAAAGUUCACUACUCCCGAAGCUUUGGUCCAGAGCUACACCGUGUGUGAUCUCCACAACAAGCUCAACCUCCUGUGGUCGUUCAUUCGGAGUCACCUAAAACAGAAGAUCCUGGUCUUCCUUUCUAGCUGCAAGCAGGUGAAGUAUGUAUACAGGGCAUUCUGUCGCAUGCGGCCCGGCAUGACCAUCCUGGAACUUCACGGCAACAUGUACCAGAUGAAGCGGAUGGCCGUCUACGACGAGUUCUGCCGCAAGCAAAGUGCCGUCCUGAUUGCCACCGACAUUGCGGCUCGUGGUCUUGAUUUUCCUGCUGUGAACUGGGUGAUUCAGCUAGACUGUCCUGAAGAUGUCAACACCUACAUCCACAGGGCUGGGAGAACUGCAAGGUUUGAGAAAGGUGGUGAAGCGCUGCUGGUCCUCCUGCCAUCUGAAGAGUCCAUGGCAGAACAGCUGACGGCUAGAAAAAUCCCCAUCAACAAGAUAUUAGUCAACCCGAGAAAGUUUGUGAACGUCCAAAGAAAGAUGGAAGCCCUGUGUGCUCGUGACGUCUCCUUGAAGGAGAGCGCUCAGAGGUGUUUUACAGCCUACCUGAAGAGCACGUUCCUCAUGAAGGACAAGUCUGUCUUUGACGUCAAGAAGCUGGACUUGGAGGCAUUUGCCAGGUCUCUUGGCUUGGCUGUGGCACCUCGGGUUCGUUUUCUGCAAAAACACCUGAAACAAGUUCAGGCAAAAGAAGAAAAAGACAAGGUUGCUCGCCGAGGCGACGCUUUGCAGCCGUCUCAUUCCACUGUGACAGAAGACCGCCUGGGUGGCGCAUCCCCGUCACCGUGGCGGGGCUCCGACACCAAGGCAUUCCAGUUCUACACGCAAGACGACAGCGAGGACUCUGACCUAGAGGACAUCUUCACGGUCAAGCAGAGGAUCACGUACGACUCGGAGGAAAAUGCAGAAGCAGAGCUGCCCGCCGAUGAGGAGCGGAAGAAGAAGAAACCCCUGACAAAAGCGGCAGUUGCUAAGAAAAUCCUAAGGAAGAAGCUCGUCGCCAACACUAAGGUCGCUUUUGACGAGGAGGGCAAGGUUAUUGAAGAGGGCGUGAACGUCCAGAAGGCAGACACGAUAAAGGAGCUGCUCAAGGAUGAGAAGACACCCUGUGGCAUUGACCUGGAGAUCUCCAAGAAGAUCCUGCAGGAGGAGGACAAGUUUGACAAGCAGCGCGACAGGGAGAGGGUCAAGGCAAUGCACAGGGCAAAGCGGUUGAAGCUGAGACAAGAGCGGAAGCAGGAGCAAGGUGAAGUGACUUUGGAUGCGGAGAGUGGUAAUGAGGAAGAGAAGGAAGUGGAAGGCAGUGAAGAGGAACAAAGCAACAAUGAAGACUCGAAAAGCGGGGAAGAAUCACACUCUGGUUCGGAAGACGCCGACACUGACGAAGAACGACUUCCCCAAGCAAGCAGGAGCAAACGGCCCUUGGGUGACAGGGAUAGCAAAGUGGCGUCAAAGAAAAGAAGAGUAAGCGAGGAAACUUCGGACGAGGAAAGCGAAGAAGACGAAUUGGCUCCCCUGGAUACAGGCCUUGACUUGCUGGGAGAUGAGGCUCUUGCCUUACACAUGCUUUCACACAAGUAAAGGGAGGCAAAGAGUUUUAUUUAAACAUCCUGUAAUAUUUUCUGAAUAAAUCGCUGUCUGUGCCAUU
This is a messenger RNA of Ixodes scapularis (black-legged tick), 2565 nucleotides long. Its product is annotated as probable ATP-dependent RNA helicase DDX10. The coding region runs from base 15 to 2498 and encodes 827 amino acids. The record is from RefSeq and is a predicted model, not a curated record. The transcript has 19 exons. Lineage: Eukaryota; Metazoa; Arthropoda; Arachnida; Ixodida; Ixodidae. Gene Ontology annotation, cellular component: nucleus. Gene Ontology annotation, biological process: rRNA processing. Gene Ontology annotation, molecular function: RNA helicase activity; nucleic acid binding; ATP binding.